AUGGCUGCUCGCUCGGUUCUCUUGACGGCGCUCGUGGCCGCCGGUGCCGCCGUCGAGGUCGCAGCCCAGGAUUCCACCGUCAUCGACGUCGACAUCCCCGACGGUCUCGCGACGCGGCCCCUCGUCCCGGACGUGUACGGGUACUCGAUCGAGCCCAUCUGGGUCGACGCCUACACCAGCACGCCCUUGGCGGCGACGCUCCUGCGCGCCGUCGCUAACGUCACCGGCAAACCGCCACCGAUCCGUGUCGGCGGCAACACCGCCGACCAGACCUACCUCCACGACGGCCCGCUGCUGCCCGACGGCAACGUGUCCGCCGCGCGGCCGGGCCUGCCGGCGGCCAACCGCUUCGACAUCACGCCGGCCUGGUUCCGCACCUGGGGGGAGUACUUCCCGGAUGGCACCGAGCUCACGUACACGCUGAACCUGGCGGCGAACGCGUCGGGGUGGGCGAACGCGGUGGCGCAGGCGGCAGCGGCGGGCGCCGCGCUGGGCCCGCGGCUCGCGCAAUUCGAGCUCGGCAACGAGGUGGACCACUUCAUCGCGAAGGGGUGGCGCGGCGCCGACUGGGGCGUCGACGCCUACGUCGUGCAGUUCCGCAACCUGACGGGCCAGAUCGCCGGCGCGGACUGGUACGCGGCGGCGGGCGCGGCCGCGCCCAAGUUCCAGGCCGGCGUCAUCGCCGACCCGCCCUGGGUCCACGACCAGCACGACGAGAUCGACGACUUCAGCGUCGCCAACCUCACGCGCGACGGCGCCGGCGGCAUCGCCGAGCGCCCCGAGGACCGCGCCCUCAUCUCCAGCUACGCCAUGCACCUCUACCCCCAGUCCUCGUGCGACCCAGCCCGCUGGCUGCGCAUGCGCCUGGAUCUGCUGUCAAACCACACGACGCUAUGGCUUGGUAUCAACAUAUCGCAGUACGGGCCGCAGAUCGCGGCGGCGGAGCGCGCGGGCGCGCCGUUCGUCAUGGGGGAGACGAACUCGGUGUCGUGCGGGGGGCGCAGCGGGAUCAGCGACACGUUCGGCGCGGCGCUGUGGGGCGUCGACUACGUGCUGGGCGGCGCGGCGCUGGGCAUCCGACAGACCUUCUUCCACCUGGGCGCGCAGAGCGAGUACAGCGCCUUCACGCCGGCCGCGUACGAGCUGAAGAACGAGUCGCUCGCCGCCGGCAUCCGGCCGGGCUGGUACGCGCACUACUUCGUGGCGCGGGUGGCGGCGCCCGUCGCCGGCGCGAACCGGACCCAAGGCGAAGGCGCGCCCGCGCUCGGCAUCGCCGCCCUGCCCGGCGCCAACACCAGCGCGCUGAGCGGCUACGCCGUGUACGCGGGGCGCGCGCUGCGGCGCCUCGUCUUCCUCGACGUCGGCGUGUGGAACGGCACCGCGGGGCUGGGCAACCCGUCGACGCUGCGCGCGACCGACGCGCGCGACGCCGCGCACCACAGCGCCGGCGCGCGCCCCGCCGCCACCCUGCGGCUCGCCACGCCCUGGUGCGCCGGCGCCCGCGUCGCCGCCGCGCGGCUCGCCGCCCCCGGCACCAACGCCAAGAGCGGCGUCACCGUCGCGGGGCUCGCCUUCGACCCGAGCACCGGCGCCGCAGCCGCGGCCGACGACGCCCCCGCAGAGACCCUCGUGGUCGCCCACGGCGGCGCGCUCGCCGUCCCGAUCCGCCGCGCCGAGGCCGUGCUGCUCGAGCUCCAGUCCGCGGGCGACGGAUGCGCCGCAAAAGAAAAAGGGGAAAGAAAAAAGGGGGGGCAUUAA
Durotheca rogersii is the source of this 1758-nucleotide messenger RNA. RefSeq lists its product as uncharacterized. NCBI's taxonomy places the organism in Eukaryota, Fungi, Ascomycota, Sordariomycetes, Xylariales, Xylariaceae. The transcript has 4 exons. The record is from RefSeq and is a predicted model, not a curated record. Bases 1 to 1758 code for a protein of 585 amino acids.